Molecule: messenger RNA, 2282 nt
Organism: Hydractinia symbiolongicarpus
Lineage: Eukaryota; Metazoa; Cnidaria; Hydrozoa; Anthoathecata; Hydractiniidae
Product: eukaryotic translation initiation factor 3 subunit L-like
Biological process (GO): translational initiation
Cellular component (GO): eukaryotic translation initiation factor 3 complex; cytoplasm
Molecular function (GO): translation initiation factor activity; protein binding
Source: RefSeq, a predicted model, not a curated record
GGAUAUUUACGCCAUAAUACGGAUUCUACACGUAAAUCACGUGAUUCCACGAGCCUAGACAUGUUGCUAUCGGUUUAGUCCUUUCAACCUCAAUGGACUACUAUGUAUUAAGUCGUUUUCUUGAGCGCCAGGCUCUAAGAACGCUGCUAACUACGUGGACAGGCCUUUAAAGUGUUAAUAUGGCUUUUUACGGCCUAAAGGAGACUACGGAUGAACCACGUGGUUCACGUCCACAGACAAGUGGCCAACGAUCUAUUUUUCAUAGUGCCCUACCUAGGACAAAAGUUUUCAAAAUCGGGCACCGGAAGCAAGACAAAUAUUUUCGCCCGUCUUUGUAUAACUCCCGACCUUGUGUGGGACACCUGUCUGUCAUAAGUGUCGCGUGUUCUUUUGAGGCAAAGCUUUGACCACAUUAGUGCUUUUGACUGCAAGGAGAAGAAAGAAAUAAUGGGAGAAGAUUUUGGACGCACAGUGACUCAGGAAGAUGUAGUCGAUCACACUGUGCCUGGCUAUUUGGUAUCUGAAAUUGUGCAAAACUUUAUUGUGUAUUUUCACAAACAAAUUUGUGACAGAAAUGUAUACGAGAUCCAGCAAAUAUAUGACGAGGGUUUUAACAGACUAACAGAAGAAUAUUUUUCAAAAUGUGCAUGGCCAGAAGCAGAAGAUAUUGCUCCACUGGUUCAAGAUGAUAAACUGUUUUUGACAUUGUACAAAGAAUUAUACUACAGACAUAUUUAUGCAAAAUUAAAGCCAACACUUGAGCACCGGUAUCAAUCUUAUUACAAUUACUGUGAAUUAUUUAAUUAUAUUCUUGAUGAGAGUGCACCAUCAACACUUGUUCUUCCUAACCAGUGGAUGUGGGAUAUUAUUGAUGAAUUUAUAUAUCAGUUUCAAUCAUUUUGUCAGUACAGAGCAAAGUUGGUAAAUAAACCAGAAGAAGAGAUGUUGUCUCUCAAAGACAAUGUUUACAAAGUUUGGAAUGUUCACAGUGUGUUGAAUGUUUUGUAUUGUCUUGUUGAAACGUCACGCAUCAAUGAACAAUUGGAGGUAUUUGCAAAUGACGAAGAUCCAGAUACAGUUGCAGGUGAUUAUGGCAGCCUGCCAUUGUACAAAAUGUUGGGCUACUUCAGUUUGAUUGGUCUUUUGCGCUUACAUUCACUUCUUGGAGAUUAUUAUCAAGCCAUCAAAGUCCUUGGAAGUGUGGAUUUAAAUAAAAAGACUUUGUAUUCCCGCGUCCCAGCAUGUCAGGUUACAACUUAUUAUUAUGUUGGAUUCGCAUAUAUGAUGAUGAGAAGAUACGAGGAUGCCAUUAGAAGUUUUGUGAAUGUCUUACUUUACGUUCAAAGAGCGAAGCAAGUUAUUCAAACCAAAUCGUAUCAAUUUGAACAAAUAAAAAAGAAAGUGGAACAGAUGUACACAUUGCUGUGUAUCUGUCUUGUGCUAUGUCCUCAAAGAAUCGAUGAAAGCGUGAACCAACAGCUACGCGAAAAAACACUUGAUAAGAUGCUCAAGAUGCAGAAAGGAGAUACCAGUGUUUUUGAAGAGUUUUCUUAUGCAUGCCCAAAAUUUAUUUCCCCUAUUCCACCGAAUUAUGACAGUCCUCCAGUCAAUUCCCAUUUGGAUCCUUUUAAUCUACAACUGCGUAUGUUUAUGGUCGAGGUACAACAACAAAGUAUUAUUCCAGUUAUUCGAAGUUAUCUAAAACUAUAUACAACCAUGUCGAUACCUAAGCUUGCCUCGCUCUCAGAACUGGACGAAGGAACGCUCCAGACAGCUUUGUUAUGUUUUAAGCACAAACAAAGAAACUUGGUUUGGACGAAGGGUACAGAUGCACUGGAGGGAGAAUUUCUAUCUUCUCCCGAGACAGAUUUCUACAUAAAUAACGACAUGAUUCACAUCGCCGAUACGAAAAUUGCGCGAAGAUACGGCGAUUUCUUUAUCCGACAAAUUAAUAAAAUUGAUGAGAUCAACAGAAGCUUAUGGAAGCAAGCCUAAUUACCGAAAAGAAUUCACAUUGACAUUAGUUCUCGUCAUCUCUUAUUUUGAUUCAAAAUACCGUUUUCGUGAGAAAAGUAGCUAGAUGUGUGGCAUUAAGUGAUUUUACGAGUGAAACUUUGCUUUUCCCAGAACCUAAAGCAAACUGAAAGUUUGAAUUGCAAAAAUAAAUUUCUUGAAAAUGUCAUAUAUUUAAUUUUUUCUUUUGUGUGAACCCCGUCUAAAUAUAUGGAAAUAACGACUACAAUUUGAAUAGUAAAAUGAAAAGCCCUUACAGGCUAAAAGAU